AUUUAAAACCCCGAGAAUCAUCCCUACGGAUUUUACGAAAAUGCCCCCGGAGCUCCUCGCUUGCCUCUUCCUGGCCCUCGUCGCCGUCUCCGCCUCCGGCGCGGCGGCGGCCCGGCGCCACCCGACCCCGGCGAACUCCACCGCCACGGGGAACCCGGUGUACAUCUGGCCGCUGCCGAAGAACUUCACCUCCGGCACGCGGACCCUCGCCGUCGACCCCGACCUCGCGCUCGACCCGCGGGGCCCCGGCGGCGGCGCCUCGGCCGUCGCCGAGGCGUUCGGGAGGUACAGGUCCCUCAUCUUCUCCCCGUGGGCGCACGCGGCCCGCCCCGCCUCGGCGGGGUACGACGUCGCCACGCUCACCGUCGUCGUCGCCUCCGCCGAUGAGACGCUGGAGCUGGGAGUGGACGAGAGCUACACGAUCUACAUCGCGGUGGCGGGCGGCGCCAAUUCCAUCGUCAGCGGAGCAACCAUAGAGGCUAAUACCAUAUAUGGAGCUAUUCGCGGAUUAGAGACAUUCAGUCAGUUAUGUGUUUUUAACUACGACACAAAAAAUGUUGAAGUGCGCUAUGCACCAUGGUACAUUCAGGAUGAACCACGCUUUGCCUUCCGUGGCUUGAUGCUAGACACCUCAAGGCAUUACCUCCCAGUUGAUGUGAUAAAGCAAGUCAUUGACUCCAUGUCAUUUUCUAAGCUGAACGUUCUUCAUUGGCAUAUCAUCGACGAACAAUCUUUUCCAUUGGAGAUACCAUCAUAUCCAAAUCUAUGGAAGGGUUCAUAUUCAAAAUCAGAGCGGUACACAGUGGAAGAUGCACGCUAUAUUGUCAGUUAUGCUAAGAAAAGAGGUAUUCAUGUCAUGGCGGAGAUUGACGUACCUGGUCAUGCAGAAUCAUGGGGAAAUGGAUAUCCAAAACUUUGGCCUUCUCUUAGCUGUACAGAGCCAUUAGAUGUUUCUAGUAAUUUCACAUUCGAAGUAAUAACUGGAAUUUUGUCUGAUAUGAGAAAAAUCUUUCCAUUUGGGUUGUUUCACCUUGGUGGUGAUGAAGUAUAUACAGGUUGCUGGAAUUUAACACCCCAUGUGAAGCAGUGGCUUGAUGAACGCAACAUGACUACAAAGGAAGCUUACAAAUACUUCGUGCUGAAAGCUCAGGAGAUAGCAAUCGAUCUUAACUGGAUUCCUGUAAAUUGGGAGGAAACCUUCAACUCAUUCGGAGAAAGCCUCAAUCCCCGGACUGUUGUGCAUAACUGGUUGGGUCCUGGAGUCUGCCCUAAAGUUGUUGCAAAGGGUCUGAGAUGUAUAAUGAGUAACCAAGGUGUAUGGUACCUUGAUCAUCUUGAUGUUCCGUGGGAACAAGUCUACACGGCCGAGCCACUUGCAGGAAUAAACGACACAGCACAACAAAAGCUGGUACUAGGUGGAGAGGUUUGCAUGUGGGGUGAGACGGCAGACACCUCUGAUGUUCAACAAACAAUAUGGCCACGAGCAGCUGCGGCAGCAGAGCGUAUGUGGAGUCAGUUGGAGGCCAUUUCCGCCCAAGACCUGGAAACAACCGUCCUGGCUCGGCUACACUACUUCAGAUGCCUGCUGAAUCACCGUGGAAUCGCUGCAGCUCCAGUCACAAACUUCUAUGCUCGGCGACCUCCGAUCGGCCCUGGAUCAUGUUUUCUGCAGUAAACCGAUCAUGCAAAGCGGAAGAUACACACGAGGGGGUUUGGCCUUGCCUCCUUACACCCCCCACACUCUACCAAAUUGGUGUUGUCACUUCUACUGUAUCAUUUCCUGUAAGUUCACUCGCAUCAUAUUAUACACCCGUGACAAUAAAAGCCCUUGAUCCUUCCCCGUGUAUUUCACCCCGAAACUCUAAUAAAACCCCAGCUUUGCUCGAUC
Molecule: messenger RNA, 1888 nt
Organism: Hordeum vulgare subsp. vulgare (domesticated barley)
Lineage: Eukaryota; Viridiplantae; Streptophyta; Magnoliopsida; Poales; Poaceae
Product: beta-hexosaminidase 1
Exons: 15
Coding region: 41-1675 (544 amino acids)
Biological process (GO): glycosaminoglycan metabolic process; carbohydrate metabolic process
Cellular component (GO): membrane
Molecular function (GO): beta-N-acetylhexosaminidase activity
Source: RefSeq, a predicted model, not a curated record